Molecule: messenger RNA, 696 nt
Organism: Amblyraja radiata (thorny skate)
Lineage: Eukaryota; Metazoa; Chordata; Chondrichthyes; Rajiformes; Rajidae
Gene: il15
Product: interleukin 15
Exons: 4
Coding region: 26-313 (95 amino acids)
Biological process (GO): positive regulation of immune response; positive regulation of tyrosine phosphorylation of STAT protein; positive regulation of cytokine production
Cellular component (GO): extracellular region
Molecular function (GO): cytokine activity; cytokine receptor binding
Source: RefSeq, a predicted model, not a curated record
CAAGAGAAACCCAUCUUGUCAGGAAAUGUUGUUAUACACUCCUGAAGAUGUAACAGAAGAUUGUUUUAACACAUCGUUGAAUUGCUUCGUCUCAGAGAUGAAAGUUGUAGACUAUGAAUUCAAACUCAUCUGUAAAAUAAUUGUUGAAUUUAGUCCGUUCUUAGCCAAUGCUGAACGUUUUGAAAAUUAUAAAAGCAAGAACAGCUGCACAACAUGCGAAGAAUUUCAAGAACAAAACAUAACAGUAUUUUUAAAUGCCUUUGUAACUCUUCUACAAAAUUAUUUGAAGACAUCAACACAAACAUAUAGUUAAUUGUAAAUUUUACCUGUAAAUAAAUGUAAAUAUGUAUAAACAUUGAAUUUUAUAUUUAACUUAAUGCCAACCCUCUCACUAAAUACGCUACAGAAUUUAAUGUGACAAUACAUAUUUUUAUAAGAAUUGCUUAAUCAAUUUUGUUUUCAUUUAUAUAAUUCUCAGUUUCAUAAACAAUGAAGUAUAAUUUGUUCAAUACAAAGAAACUUUGUGUUAGCUCCUGCGUACAGAGCAAUAAACAUUUUACUGAGCAUGCCAAGCUAUAUUGGUUUCCGAAUGAAGAUUGAUGUGAAAUGAAUUGUAUACAAAAACAGGGAUCUAAUGCUGAGUACAUGGUGAUGAGAAGGCUGCAUUUGGAAUAUUGUGAGCAAUUCUGGGCACCA